Amphimedon queenslandica is the source of this 1107-nucleotide messenger RNA. RefSeq lists its product as uncharacterized. The transcript is spliced from 2 exons. NCBI's taxonomy places the organism in Eukaryota, Metazoa, Porifera, Demospongiae, Haplosclerida, Niphatidae. Bases 18 to 1046 code for a protein of 342 amino acids. Gene Ontology annotation, biological process: activation of GTPase activity; nucleocytoplasmic transport. Gene Ontology annotation, molecular function: GTPase activator activity; small GTPase binding. The record is from RefSeq and is a predicted model, not a curated record. Gene Ontology annotation, cellular component: cytosol; perinuclear region of cytoplasm; nucleus.
UGCUUCAUAUUAACAUAAUGACUAGUACUGGUAUUUUAGGAAAGGAUCAGUCUACACAAUAUAUGGAUCCACCAAAAGGACCAGUUUAUGUAGCUGUUAGAGACUGGAAGGCAAGGGAAAGUGAUGAGCUUUCAAUCAAGAAAGGAGAGAAACUUGAGAUCAAGAAAGAGCGUACUGAAGGAUGGUGGCUAGCAAGAUCAUUAGAUACUGAUCAAGAGGGACUUGUUCCUAUUAAUUAUAUUAUAAAAGAUGAAGAGAGUGAACUGUCAACAUUGGAAUUACUUGAACUAUUUCAUUAUGCAAUGACAGAAAAUGUUGACAUACCUAAAAUCAAGGAAAUUAAGACAAGCAGCAACAUUGAUGACGCUGAGAAAAGAAGUCUCCUUCUGUCAUUAAUUAAACAAGAUUCAGUUCUGCUAGAUCAACUUAGAAAAAAAGAACAUGAAAAACCUAAAGCAAUUAGGUGGUAUGAUGAUGGUGUUGAACUGACCUCUCCAUCUUUUUUACAAUGUCAAGAAGUAGCUUCUCUAUUAACAUACAAACAUACAUUUAUUAAGAUCAUUAAAUCGUCUCCUGAAGUUGUGAGUGAUCUGUUGCCAGUUUUAUUACAAAAUGAAAAGGUGAUAAUAGAAGACACUCAACUAACACAGGACUGCAUCUCAUCCUUAUGUAACUUACUGGCUAAUAAUAAAUCAUUAUUAGAAUUACAUCUUACUAACUGUUCCAUCGAUGACAAAGCAGUUGCUGAUAUUACAAACGUACUACAAACACACAAUAACACACUAAAAAAAUUAUACUUCUUUGAUAAUUCUCAUAUUAGUUCUGUUAGUGCUCAGUCUCUUUCUGAACUAAUUAUCAACAAUUCAACAUUAACUGAAUUACAGAUAUCACACACUUCAAUAUCAUCUAAUGGAAUAUUGCUAAUUCUUCAAUCGUUAAAAAGUAAUAAAAGUUUAAAGCUCUAUCUAAAUAUGAAACACAACGACACAUGCACAGAAUACCAUGACUAUAAUGCUAUAAAAGAUAGAGUAAUAUUUUAUGAAUAAUAAAUAAAUAAUAAUAAUUGUAUUUUGCUUUUUAUUGACGAUGCUGACUCAUCAUGUUAUA